AUGUCUGAAAUCUUCCUCACUGACUGCCGAGCCCUUCUCCAGUGUCUUCAGUUCACACAGAUAGACCAGAUCCUCCAGGAUACCAGAAGGGAACUCCAAACACUGGGCACCAAAACAAAACUGGUGUUACAGUGGAUCCCCUCCCACUGUGGUGUUAUGGGAAAUGAAAAAGCUGACAGACUCUCCAAGCUGGGCAGCAAACAGGAGCAAACUGCCCACCAAAUGUCAUAUGGUGAAGUCAAGACCCUUCUAAAAAACCACUUCAAGAACAUGUGGAGGCAGCGUCUGCAGAUAGGGCCUGAAGGGAAUGGCAUCUACCAGCUGAACAGGUCACAACAGGUCACCAUCUUCAGGCUGAGAACAGGACAUUGUCAGCUCCUCUCGCAUUUCUUCAGGCUGAAAAUCUCUCACACGGAUGAGUGCCCAUGUGGCACUGGUCCACAGACACCAGCCCACAUUCUCCAAUCCUGUCCCACCUUCGACACUUUGCGACAGCAAAUGUGGCCCAGGGAGAAGCUGUGGGGACCGGUGACGUAG
This is a messenger RNA of Gigantopelta aegis, 537 nucleotides long. RefSeq lists its product as uncharacterized. Bases 1 to 537 code for a protein of 178 amino acids. NCBI's taxonomy places the organism in Eukaryota, Metazoa, Mollusca, Gastropoda, Neomphalida, Peltospiridae. The record is from RefSeq and is a predicted model, not a curated record. Gene Ontology annotation, molecular function: nucleic acid binding. The transcript is spliced from 2 exons.